AUGGCUUCGACGUCUCCGCAAAGCUCGACUGCUGCAUGUCCAAGUGCUCCUCCCAGCAAGCGGCCGUUGGCCAUGACCAAUGAACAUGCUGACGAUGAAAACCGUCGGAAAGACCCCAAGGUUAGCCGCGCCUGCGACAAUUGCAAGAGGAAGAAAGUCAGAUGCGAUGGCACGCUGCCGUGCAGCAAAUGCGCCAAGAGAAAUCUUGACUGUGCCUACGAUGCGAAAUAUGGCCGGGGUCGCCCUCCGACCCCACCCAUUUCUACCACGAUUAGUGACCAGGCAAGGUCAUCAAGGGCUGAUCGGCUGGACGGGCUCUCCACCUGGCAGCACGCAAGCCCACCCACUGUCCCAGCUGCCGCUGAACACAACGUCUCACGCGCCUCCCCCGAUGUGGAAUUGGAAGGCCAAUAUUUUGAUCCUACCUCCGGACUGAACUUCUUGCAUCGCGCGAGAAAAAAAUUGCUGAUCCACGAUGGCCUAACCGAUCCCUAUGCGUCGAAUGGCGCGGAGAGGAAUCAACUCCUCACAUCAGCGGGAGACCGGCCAUUUCUCCACGAGGACGAGGCUACUGAAAAUUUCAUUCCGAAUGGCCUGGCAGCCAAGAAUUUGGUGCAAUUCUAUUUUGAGUCAUGCGUUGUGACAUACCGCAUUUUUCACCGACAGACAGUUGAAGUAUGGCUAGAAGCGUUCUUGAAGGACCUUGAGCACGAGCGGCCAGUUGUCCAUUCCUUGAAUAAUGCUAGAACUGCGAUUAUCCUGACCAUAAUGGCUAUCGCAACUCUACGCAUGGAACGAGUCGACACGGAAACAUCGGUGGGAUCUGAAACCCCCAUUCCACAGCAAAGUGACCGUCUGUUCGAGGCUGGUAUGAAGCUGGUGGACCAAGAGACGGGAUUCCCACGGCUCGAGUCGGCACAGGCGCGAUUGAUACAGGUGUUAUAUCUUCUCCAGACAUCUCGAAUCAACAAAGGCUGGUACACGCUCGGUACUGUUUUCCAGAUCAGUCUCUCUUUGGGUAUGCACAGGAGGCGAGACCAAAAGCGAGACUUCCCUUUCACCAGUAGGCGGCAUAAUUACAUCACUUCAGAGUGUUACAAGCGCACAUUCUGGUCGGCGUAUAUCAUCGAUGAAUAUCUCAGCGUUGUAUUCGGUCGACCCCGAUUGUAUCGGGAUGAGGAUAUUGACCAGGAUUUUCCAGACCAAGUCAAUGAUGAGGACAUGGGAGAUCAGGGACCUUCUAUUUCAGACGAUCCAAGCGACUGUUACAUUGACGGUCUAAUAUAUCACGCCAAAAUCGCUCAACUCCUCGGUAAGGUCUCGCGAGAGGUCUACUCAGUGAGUGACAUGUCCAACUACGAUCGUCUGGCAGCCGCCCAUCGUUUUGCCCGUGAAUUGCAUGAGUGGCGCACAAGCCUACCUGCACAUUUGGGCACCGUAAAGCCUUCAACAUUAGUGCCUGCAUUUCGUCGCCAGGCCAUUGCUCUGCAGCUUGCGUAUUCCCACGCCCUCAUUCACACAAAUCGGCCGUUCCUCUUGAGUGAUGCAGCGCCCGAGAACGUCAGCGAAUGCAUAUCUGCAACAAGGGCCAGCUUAGAGCUCGUCAACAGAAUGGCUGGGGAUAGCACACUCUUCCAUUCCUUCUGGUGGACUCACUAUGUGAUCUUCUGUGCAUUGGCCGUUGUCUACGUCUGGGAGAUUCAACGAGUCAAGCGGCCUAUGGAUGGUAUUGACGACGGAGCCCGAGACGAAAUCUUCGAACUCGCAGAGAAGUGUCGGGCACAUCUCAAGCGGGCAUCGGCCAGUCUAGCGCAAAAUAGGCGAUAUAGCGUGAUACUGGAUGAGAUCAGGUCAGAGGCACAGAGAUGCCGAUUGUUGAACGAACAGUCGUCAAAUGCCAUGCAGGGCAGUCUUGAUGCAGGCCAGACCGACCCCAAUACCGAUGGUGGCUCUCUGUCAAUGAGGAAUCCGAACGCAGUAGAAUCGGGGUUGCACAUGAUAGGCCAGAGUAAUGUCUCGUUCAACAUGCUGGACAGCUUCCUCAUCAGUGACUGGCAAACUCUUGAUUCAUCGGUUUUCCUUCCAUUGCCUGACCCGGAUUCCGUUUCUCCGACAUACUUUUACCCAGUUCCUUAG
This is a messenger RNA of Penicillium diatomitis, 2136 nucleotides long. RefSeq names its product Zn(II)2Cys6 transcription factor. Gene Ontology annotation, cellular component: nucleus. Lineage: Eukaryota; Fungi; Ascomycota; Eurotiomycetes; Eurotiales; Aspergillaceae. The transcript has 3 exons. The coding region runs from base 1 to 2136 and encodes 711 amino acids. Gene Ontology annotation, molecular function: zinc ion binding; DNA-binding transcription factor activity, RNA polymerase II-specific; sequence-specific DNA binding. The record is from RefSeq and is a predicted model, not a curated record. Gene Ontology annotation, biological process: positive regulation of transcription by RNA polymerase II; DNA-templated transcription.